Seminavis robusta is the source of this 516-nucleotide messenger RNA. The record is from the annotation of a GenBank genome assembly. NCBI's taxonomy places the organism in Eukaryota, Bacillariophyta, Bacillariophyceae, Naviculales, Naviculaceae.
AUGGAAGAAACAGAGCCGGAAGAGGAAACUGAGACCGAACCAGAGGCUGAGGAGGUUGCUGAACUUGAGACUCAAGAAACACCAGCACCAACCGAAGUUGAUGAAAUGGAUGAAAUUGCGAUGAAAUGCCCGCUACUGCUACUGUGCAACCAUCCGUGGUGGAUGUCCACCCUUGCAACAAUCUUCCUGGCUGUGAACAGUGUCUCAAUUCCCGCAUUGAGUGCGCUGGAUCGCCGAUUCUUGCGAACCAAGCUGGAUGUCAUUGCGGAUGCGGCCUGUUACCAUCCGAGCAACUUUGCCAACCUCACGGACCCGAGAUUUGCGCCAUUGCCAACACUACGAGGAAGUGCCUUUGAUGGCAAACUGGCGGCCCCUGCACGGGAUUCCAAUCUUGCGAACCAUGCCUCAAUAGCCGUAUUGAUUGUGCCUGGGUGUCGGGUACUUGCCUUACUCCGGCGUCUUGCCAAGUCAUCCAGGAUGAGACCUGUUACCAUCCAUCCCAGCCGGAGUUUUUGA